AUGGGUUAUGUCAAUGGUGUCAGCAAUUCACCUUCAACCACUAUUGAUAAAGAUGGUGAACAGGUCUCUAAACUUGAUUAUGAAUUUUGGGAUUGUCAAGAUCAGUUAAUUUUGGCAGCCAUAAUUGCUUUUAUAUCCUUUACUAUAAUGAAUACCAUCGCAGAUGCUAAAACCUUAGUGGAGGCAUGGACCAAGUUACAAAUGGCAUUUACAAAUAAAUCAGCUACGUGGAUUUUAUCCUUGCACGACAAACUCUCUAGAGAAAAGAGAGAUUCACGUCCAGUUGCUGAAUAUCUUCAUCUUAUCAAAUCAAUUGUCGAGGAACUUUCCUUGUGCGGAAGUCCGAUUACUGAUGUAGAUCUUAUGGUUCAAGUUCUUAGUGGUGUUGGGUCUAAAUUUCAAGAUAUUACUGCAGCUAUUCAUGCUAGAGACAACAUCAUAUCAUUUGAUGAACUCCAAGACAAGUUAUUGGCUUAUGAAUUGUAUUUGAAGCAAAUAGAUCCUGCAUUUGACACCACUCCUAUCUCAGUAAAUCAUGUAUGCAAGGGUACAAAUACUAGAUCUUCGUAUAGCAAAAAUAAGGUUAUUCGGGAAAGAACCAAUAUUUUCAAUAUGAAAAUGCUAAUGUUGAUUUUCCAGUGA
Capsicum annuum is the source of this 642-nucleotide messenger RNA. RefSeq lists its product as uncharacterized. The record is from RefSeq and is a predicted model, not a curated record. Lineage: Eukaryota; Viridiplantae; Streptophyta; Magnoliopsida; Solanales; Solanaceae. The coding region runs from base 1 to 642 and encodes 213 amino acids. The transcript has a single exon.